AUGGCUCUGAUGGAGCCGGCUUCCUGCGAGGUGUAUGGCAAUUUGUGCUCUCAUCUCGCUGCGACUUUGCCUGAUCUGAGUGAUGAAAAUUGCAAAAUUACGUUUAGGAAAUUACUCGUGAACAUGUGUCAAGAAGAGUUUGAGAGACGAGAAAGAGAGAAGGAAGAAGCUGAAAAAGGUAUAGCAGAGGAUUCAGUGAAGUCAAGAAACGCGAGAUGGAGAAGAUUUUUGGGUAAUGUCAGGUUUAUAGGAGAAUUAUACAAGAAGAGAUUGUUGACUGAGAGAAUAAUGCAUGAGUGCGUAAAGAAAUUGUUGUGUCAGUAUCAAAAUCCGGAUGAGGAAGACAUUGAAGCUCUGUGCACAUUGAUGAUCACAGUCGGAGAAAUGAUUGAUCAUCCAAAAGCAAGAGAGUAUAUUGAUUCCUAUUUCAAUGUGAUGGACAAAUUAUCAAACAACAUGAAGUUGUCUUCUACAGUGAGGUGUUUGCUAAAGGGCACCAUUGAUUUGAGAAAUAAUAAGUGGCAGCAGAGGACAUUUGAAGGUCCAAAAAGCAUUGAGGAGGCGCAAGCUACUAGAAGGAGGAGGCAGCAAUAUUCUAGUUUUCGUCCUAGAUUGCCGAAUAUGUUAGCUUCCCCAAGCUCUCAGAUGGGUAGUUCCCGUUCUGUGCUAAAACUCCGGGGUGGUGAUCAAGGUGUCUGGAUGGAAGAGAAACAUAUUCUGGAUGAUAGAUCAUUUGUUGUUCCUCCAACUCGGAGACCCCUUGGUGAUGAAGCCACAUUUUCCGAACCCAAAAAGGAGUGGCCUAAAGAACGAUUGAGAGAUAUCGCCAAAGAUGAAAAUGAAGUUGCUUUGUGUAUCAAGGAGUUGAAUAACGCGAGCUUCUACCCGUCAAUGAUAUCUCUUUGGGUCGCGGAUUCUUUUGAGAGGAAUGACAUGGAGAGGGAUCUCUUAACGAAGCUUCUAAUCAAGCUUACAGAAUCUCGGUAUGACAUUGUAAUAAGUCGAGAUCAGCUCAUGAAAGGGUUCAACACUGUACUGAUAACAUUGGAAGAUGCAAUUAUCGAUGCUCCAAAGGCUGCACAAUUUCUCGGGCAUAUGUUUGCUAGAGUUAUCCUCGAGAAUGUUAUAUCCCUUUAUGAGAUUGAACGCUUACUGUACGAAGGUGGAGAGAAGCCAGGGUGUCUUGUAGAAACCGGACUUGCAGCCGAAGUUCUGGGAACAACAUUGGAAACAAUUGCAUCUCAAAGAGGUGAUUCUGGAUUGAGAGAGUUUCUGUCAAAUUCCGAUGUUAGAUUGGAAUCAUUCAGGCCUCCAGGUUCCAACAAAUCAUGGAGACUGAGUAAGUUUAUUUGA
Messenger RNA from Oldenlandia corymbosa var. corymbosa, 1353 nucleotides. The record is from the annotation of a GenBank genome assembly. Lineage: Eukaryota; Viridiplantae; Streptophyta; Magnoliopsida; Gentianales; Rubiaceae.